Messenger RNA from Austrofundulus limnaeus, 4685 nucleotides. It is a transcript of the gene arfgap1, whose product is annotated as ADP-ribosylation factor GTPase activating protein 1. The transcript is spliced from 14 exons. Gene Ontology annotation, biological process: regulation of ARF protein signal transduction; regulation of endocytosis. The record is from RefSeq and is a predicted model, not a curated record. NCBI's taxonomy places the organism in Eukaryota, Metazoa, Chordata, Actinopteri, Cyprinodontiformes, Rivulidae. Gene Ontology annotation, molecular function: GTPase activator activity. Gene Ontology annotation, cellular component: Golgi membrane. The coding region runs from base 195 to 1475 and encodes 426 amino acids.
UGCCAACGUAUGCAAACAGGAACAUGUCUACCGGCUUUUAACAUCUUUAAACCAUCUUGUGUCUGUCUGACCCGGUCUGUGACAGCCCGACCUUUGCUGUUCCUCGGUGUUGGUGGAGUUUCUCAGCGGUGCCUCCGGAGUCUGAAAGCGGCGUCCUUCUUCUUGUUCAUCGGUCUCAGUCAGUGUGGGUCGUCAUGGCGAGUCCAAGAACCAGAAGAGUUCUGAAGGAAGUGAGAACCCAAGAUGAGAAUAAUUUGUGUUUCGAGUGCGGAGCUUUUAACCCUCAGUGGGUCAGUGUGACGUACGGCAUUUGGAUUUGCCUCGAGUGUUCUGGAAAACACAGAGGCCUGGGGGUCCAUCUCAGCUUUGUGCGCUCUGUCACCAUGGACAAGUGGAAAGAUAUUGAGCUGGAGAAAAUGAAAGCUGGAGGAAACGGCCAAUUUCGCCUGUUUCUCGAACUCCAAGAUGAUUAUGACCCCAACUGGAAUUUACAGGAGAAAUACAACAGCCGAGCAGCUGCGCUCUUCAGAGACAAGGUUGCAACUUUAGCCGAGGGGAAGGAGUGGUCCAUUGAGACGUCUCCUGCUAAGAACUGGACACCCCCUCAAGCCAAGACCAGCCUUUCAACCUCCCAUCGCUCUGGAGGACCUGGACAGAACCCAGCAAGUUCUAGCGACAAAGCUUUUGAGGACUGGUUGUCUGACGACGUUAACUCUUACCAGAGUGGAGGAGGUUACAGUGGAAACCAGGAGAAUCGUUACGUUGGUUUUGGCAACACGGUGGCGCCGGAGAAAAAAGACGAAGACUUCCUGAACAAUGCUAUGUCGUCAAUUUAUUCAGGAUGGAGCAGUUUCACUGUUGGAGCCAGCAAGUUUGCUUCUAUUGCCAAAGAUAAUACAACAAAACUAGCAAACCAAGCAACGUUAAAGUUAAGGGGCUAUAAAGCCCCACCAGAACCGGCCACAGAGUUAGGACAGACAUUAAAUGAGAAUGUUAUCAAACCUACACAAGAAAAGGUCAAAGAUGGCAAAUUGCUAGAUGAAAUGGCGGUCAGCAUCACUGGGCUGGCGAACAAGAUGCAGGGAGCAGGUGCAAAACUGACCAAUCUGAUAUCUGGAAAACCACAAGAUGGAUCUGGUGGAGAGAGCUACCAGAACAUGGAUGCCUCUGAGGGCUACCAAGGCAGCUCUGGCCAGGCCGUCUCGAGGGACUUCUGGGAAACUUUUGGCAGCAACAGCUCCUUAAAGGAGAAGAAAUCUCCCAGCAGUGACAGCUGGACCAUGGCAGAUAAUUCGGCGAAGAAGAGCUCUGACAGUUGGGACAAUUGGGGCUCUGAAGGAGCGGUGUCCAACAACAAACACAGCACAGAGGAGAGCUGGGAAGCCUGGGACAACAACUGGGAGAACGCGGACGGCAAGACAAAGAAGAGUCCUUCAAAAGCCGCCGAGGAAAGCUGGGACACCGCAGGCUGGUAGUGGCCUCACAAACAUACAUAAUCUCAUUUGUUUUCCUCCUCUUGGCCUUUUCACUGCCUCCUUCUUUCUCUUCCUCUGUUCAUCUCAUUCCAUUAGAGCUUUCCGGAAUAGACUUCCUUUAGCUUAGUUCCUAUUUAUGCAUUUAAAUAGAAUUUUCCUAUUUUCUUCAAAAACAAUCAAUGAAACCCAGAACUGAGUUGAGCUCAUUAAAUAAAACACCAUAAAACUAUAUUGAUUUCCAGAGCUAUAUUUUAUUAUAAAUUGCCUUCAUCAUAAUAAAUCAAACCUAAUGAGUGUAGAUGAGAACUUCCUGUAUGAAUUGCCCAAAAUAUAAAACUUGUAAAGGUGAGUUAUUCUGUGUUCAUGUCUCAAUGGUUUAGUGAUAUUGAUGUUUUAAUUCAGCACAUCAAAUAAUGAUGCAUGAAAGAGAAAAAUCUAUUGUAAAUAUGAAUCAUUGUAAAUACGACUAACUAAGCUGUUUGUGUUCAGUCAGAUUUAGGCCCUUUAGAUCUUUUGCACGGUUUGUAAAAUUGAUUUAUGAAAAGCCUUUUUGACAGAUUAUAACACCCAUUCCAGCCUGUAGUCAGUGUUCUGUUAAAUAAUAUUAAAAAAAACAAAUUCAUUGUAACAAACUGUUUACGAUUAAUUAAAACAUCUGUGGAUUUGUAUCUAAUUUGUGACUACAUGAUUUUCAUAUAGUGUUGAUUUUUCUAUUUUUUUUAUAGAUUUAUUAAAGACAUGUCAUGGAAUUUAGGAUCAUCAAAGAGCUACUAAAUGACACAGAUGCAGGAACAAAAAUCCUUGAAAUCAUUCAAAUUUAUGUCCAACAAACUUGCUGCCCUGUUGCACAAAAAUCAGAAUUUUACAUAUUUCAGUAAAGCAGUUAUUAAUUAACAGGAUUCACUUUUACACACUUUAUAAAAAGAAAAAGGUUUGACUAAAUAGUGUCUGAUUUACUGAUUUUAUUCUAAAAAUGUCCCAUCAAUAAUUUAGUCAUUUAGAGAACAUCAGAGAGCACCUUAUAACCAUAACAAACCAGCAAAACAGUUUGUCCCAAUGAUUUUAUUUUUCUAAUAAUAAAACAAUUACAAAUAAAAAUUCCACCUAAUUCCAAAUCUAGUUCUGAAUUGUCCCUGCUACCUUUAAAUUAUUAUUUUGUAAAUGCACAUAUUUAAUCAAAUUGCUGAUUGAAAUUUAAAAACUAAUUAUUUACUCACUUUUUGUGGUCAUUAAUAACUUUAGUAUAGAUUUUUGUCACUCAUCUUCUAAAGACAAGACACUAUAAAUUGCUUUUUAUUGGAAGUUGGUAACAAUUUUUGUGUAUUAAAAUAAUAAUAAACUUAAAGAUGCUGGGUCAAGUUUAAGCUCAGAUUUUCAGCACAGUUAACAUGAAGUGGUUAAAACCAGGUUUACUUCAGCUGACAUUUUUAUUUUUUUGAUAAAUUUUUGUUUCUCUCGAACAAUACACUUCAUCUUCCUUUUUUCAAAGUUUAUUUUUUUACGACACAAUGUAGACCUUUUGAAUGAUUCAUGUGUAAAAAUGAUAUAAUAUUGCUGAUAAAAAACAAAACAAAACAUGGACACUUUUUGCUGUAGCCUUAAUUCAGAAUGAAGGCCAAGUUUGGACCACACGGUUGUAAAAGCCUGUGAAUCUGUGAACGCAGCUGAAAAACGUCAUAGUACAUUUGAUUAGAUCUGAAGCUGCUCUCUUCACCUCRGCCAUAUCUUCACAUCUGAACUGUGGGUGGAUUUAUUCAUGAGGAUUGCUGCUCUUUGAUAGUUGUGAACUAAACUGAUAGCCUAAUGCAUCUCUCAGUUUAAAGAGCAGCUGUGUUAUAAACCUGUCACAACAUGGAGGAAUGUGUUUGUUAAAAACAGAGGAAUUACUUUAGGGUUUUUAGUUAAUAAAAUUUGAGAACACCUCUUUCCCUGUAAUGCUGUUUAAAACCAACUCAAUGAUUUGGCUUGUAUGGGUCAAAAUCUGGAUAUAUGUUUCCCUUAAAGCAAUAAGUUUAUUUAAAAUAAAACUACACUACUACGCUUGGUUUUUGGUUGAUUGUUUGACACAUAGAGGCUGUAGUCUCAGAAUGGCUGGAGGAGCAGUGUGUCAGAGCAGACUUGUUAACAUUUUUACAGUGUUCAUUUGGCUUUAAUGGCUAAAAAUAGCACCGUGCUCACGUUUUAAUGAUUCACUCCAUGCUUCAUUUUCUACCUCUAAGAAAGUUUUGGUUCACAGUCUGGCUUGUGAGUGGAAAACUUUUUUUUUUUACAGCCUCUUAAUUUCUCAGUGUUGUUUUCAUGUGGAGUUCAUUUCUUCCUGUUAAACAUCUGUGUGGGUUUUUUGUGUGUCUGGGGCAGGGGAAAAAAACUCAAACUUGAGCCUUCAGUGUUGAUGUGUUUUCAGUGUCAAUGCUGUGCUGCGUUAAAAAAAUAAUCACUCCUGUAACUUUUCUCCUGUUGAAACCCUGCUGUUGUGUUAAUGUACAGUCAAGUGUUCAAAGCCUUAAAUAUCCUUAUUUUUCUGUUCCUACUGAUGACACUUUGCCUGUGUGUUUUCUAUGCUGUGGGGUGACGGUAAACGAUGAACCACAGCUUUGCCUCUAUUACUGACAUUUUACAGAUUCUCUGUUUCCUUAUUUAAUACUGGAAUUUACACAAAUAGUUCAAGGACGAAGGGAAGACGUUCUGUAAAAUCUCCUUUUAAAAAAUGAAAAACUUAGUUAUUUGUUUUUAAUAGUUCUAAAAAUAACUGUUCAUUUAAUGAAUGUGUUGUUGGACGUACAACUACUCUAGAUUCAGAAGCAAAAUGACAAAUGCAUCAGUGAUUUGGUUGACUUUAACUCGUCUUUAUAUACAUUUUUCAUUUUUCCCCCUACCCUACAUUAAAAGAAACUGGUGUUUCUUUAAUUUAAAACUUUUCCUUAUCAGGAAUCAGUCUGUUUCUGUGCCUGUUCAACAUCUGAGAUCUGGUGCAUCUGUUUGUCUGUGAAACUAAAUAUGUCAAAAUACUAUUUUUUGAUGUUGUGCAUGAUAUUUAAAGUGGAGCUGACCAUACGGAGUUGUUUCCUCUGUGACUUUUAAGUGCAGUUGUGUGCUUGUUUCACCAGCAGCAUUCCUCAGAGACGAGCCUGUGUUAUCUGAUCACACUGAGGCUGUGGACGUGCUUUCCUGUACACUUGGUUUCAGUGUGAAAUAAAACUGUAAUGUGAA